AUGAAUCAAGAAAAAAAACAAGAUAUUCAAGUGACUGAAACAGAAAUAGAUCAAGACUAUUUUUCAAGUUUUCCUGCUCCUACUGAACAAGAUUGGAUUGAAUUACGCGAAACGUCAGAUACCAUUCCUAAAUCUGCUUUAUUGGUGAUCUUGGUAGAAUUUUGUGAACGAUUUACUUAUUAUGGUCUUAGUGGUCCUUUUCAAAAUUAUAUUCAAUUUCCUGAUCCUCCUUUUUAUCCUGCAACUCAACCUGGUGCUCUUGGAAGAGGUCAACAAACUGCUACUGCUCUUACUACAUUUUUUCAAUUUUUUUGUUAUAUUACGCCAAUCAUUGGGGCAAUCAUCGCGGAUAAAUAUUGGGGAAAAUAUAAAACUAUUCUAUACUUUUCAAUCAUCUAUUUUAUUGGCCUAAUUAUUUUGACUUUGACAUCUAUCCCAAGUUCAAUUCAAAGUGGUGCUGCUUUUCCUGGUUUUGUGGUUUCCAUCAUCUUGAUCGGUUUUGCUACUGGAGGAAUCAAAUCCAAUGUAUCUCCUUUAGUGGCUGAACAAUAUCAAUCAAAAAAUCCUUUUGUGAAAACUCUCAAAUCUGGUGAACGUGUGAUCAUCACUCCUCAAGCAACCUAUCAAAAGAUCUUCAACAUGUUCUACUGGGGUAUCAACGUGGGUUCCUUAUCUGCUAUUGCUACUACUUCUUUGGAAAAAUAUAUUGGUUUCUGGCCUGCCUAUUUACUACCUACACUGAUGUUUAUUCCUGGUAUCCUUACUGUCAUUAUCGGCAAAAAUCAAUAUGUACAAUCGCCUCCUCGUGGAAGUAUAUUUAUUGAAGUGUUCAAAGUACUCAAAGUAUCCUUUCAACAAAAUCGUAAUAUGGAAGCAGCCAAACCAUCCAACCUUGCUAUUCAUCAUCCUCACCUCGCCGCCAAAGCUACUUGGGAUGAUGUCUUUGUAGACGAAAUGCGACGUACAUUCCGUGCCUGUGCUGUAUUCUGUUGGUUUCCCAUCUAUUGGUUAUGUUACUCACAAAUGACAAACAACUUGAUCUCUAUGACUUCUACCAUGCAAACUGGAACUUUACCUAAUGAUAUUUUACAAAACAUUAAUCCAUUAACUUUGAUCAUCGCCAUUCCUAUCUUUGAUUCCAUCAUCUACCCUGGUUUCCGUCGACUUCGUAUGCCUUUACGACCUAUCAUGCGUAUGACCUUGGGUUUUCUCUUUGCUGCAGGUGCUAUGGCUUAUUGUGCUGGUAUUCAAUCCUAUAUCUAUAGUCAACCUCCCUAUUUUGAUCAUCCAGAAGGAAGAAAGAAUGAUGUGUCUGUAGCUCUUGUUGUGCCUGCUUAUGUCUUGAUUGGAAUCUCUGAAAUCUUUGCAUCUAUUACUGGUCUAGAAUAUGCAUACAAAAAGGCUCCUAGUAAAAUGAAAUCUCUUGUGAUGGCUCUCUUUCUAUUUACCAAUGCCGUCAGUGCCAUCUUGGCCUUUGCUUUGGUCUCCGUUGCUGUUGAUCCCAAACUCACUUGGUUGUAUACUGGUAUCGCUGUCGCCAUGGCUACAUGUGCUCCUAUCUUUUAUUACAUCCAUGGCAAGAAUGACAAAACCGAUAUAGAAGAUGAUGCUAUUGGAUCUCAUCAGAAUCGAUCGGGAACGAAAAAGGAACAAAUGGAAGAAUAUACGCCAUGAUCAAAUUUAUUCAAUCUAUUAUUUAUCUUUUUAUUUUUUUUUUUAUUUUA
Molecule: messenger RNA, 1724 nt
Organism: Halteromyces radiatus
Lineage: Eukaryota; Fungi; Mucoromycota; Mucoromycetes; Mucorales; Cunninghamellaceae
Product: POT family-domain-containing protein
Exons: 3
Coding region: 1-1674 (557 amino acids)
Biological process (GO): transmembrane transport; oligopeptide transport
Cellular component (GO): plasma membrane; fungal-type vacuole
Molecular function (GO): tripeptide transmembrane transporter activity; dipeptide transmembrane transporter activity
Source: RefSeq, a predicted model, not a curated record